Aspergillus ruber CBS 135680 is the source of this 1945-nucleotide messenger RNA. RefSeq lists its product as uncharacterized. Lineage: Eukaryota; Fungi; Ascomycota; Eurotiomycetes; Eurotiales; Aspergillaceae. Bases 96 to 1856 code for a protein of 586 amino acids. The record is from RefSeq and is a predicted model, not a curated record. The transcript is spliced from 5 exons.
CUUCCUCAGAACACGUCGUCUCAGUAACAAAACAUAACCAUCACCAUAGUUCUUUGGACUUACCGUUCCAUUAUCAACAAUAGUUUUGGGUCAUCAUGUCGUUCGGAUUUUCUGUUGGAGACUUUCUAGCCGGUGCAUCGUUAGCAUACAAACUCUUUCAAUCUUUGUCAUCAGCAACAGGCUCAGAAAAAGAGUACAAAGACCUCAUUGCAGAGCUCCAUGUGGUUCAUAGGGUCCUUUUGCAAGUUGAAGACCUGAGAGUCUCAAAUGAGCUAGCUCAGGCAACCCUGAAUUCACUCCUAUUCAUCACCAAUUCUGCAACCGAGGCAAUGGAAGCUUUCAUUCAUAAUAUUGAACCAUACAGGGCCUCGCUAAACGGUAGUGGCUCGGGUAAUGUUGCUAGAGACACUUGGAGGAAAAGCAAGUGGGCAUUCCGGAUGCCUGACCACAUAGCAAAGCUGAGAAAGUCACUUGCCACAAUGCUUUGUGCAGUCAAUAUACUGCUUCAAUUGGCCUGUUAUUACAACACGGCGUACAGGCCUAAAUAUCGUGCUUCUUUCUCAUUAGGUUAUUCCAAACAAGCGGUUGUACCUGGAAAAAGGGCCAUGGUUUACUCUACAUUUUCCGAUGUAAAACUCGAAGCCUGUAUACGUGGUGGCAUUGACCUGGGAUCAAGAGACAUUGGUGUAUAUUACCGGAAACAAAACCAACCACAUUUGUUUUUUCGACCAGGUCAAGUUUUCACCCUUCAAAUCAGCUCCGAAUUUUUCCUUAAUCACAGCGAGAGUGUUGAUCAUAGCAACCUGCCUCUUGAGCCAAUUCAAAUCCUUCAGGAAAGAGCUGAAGCAGCCUACCAAGCGAACAGGAGAACUAGGCUCAACCAAAUUCACCAACUCCCUCUUUCAUAUCUGUGCCUAUACAGCGAGGAAGAUAGAUAUAGAAGAGGCUAUGUCAGGUGUCGCUUGUGCAAUGAUAGCUUGCAGAAACAAGGUGAAACACUCAUGACUAAAGAUGAAUGGGUAACACUUCAUUUCCGUGUUGAGCAUUGGAAUAUUUAUCUCAAAAUCUGCAGUACAGCGAGAAGUCAUCCAGACAGGACAUUCUCUCCAGAGUCAUGGAUCACUCUAGACGAUGUCGUUUCGGAUGACCCUAUACCUACAGAUGGCAAGAUAAAGAAUACCAUUAAUCAGUCAACCCAGGAUAGCUGCAGUGGCGCCCCUGGUCCGAUUUUGAUACGGCGAUUUGUGGUUGUACGUGAAGGUCCUGAAUCAAGUUUAUGUCUGGGAAUACAUACGUACGCAGGCCGAGGGUGUGUGGAUCAAUCAGAUCAACAUCUAUUUGGCAUCAUACAUUCAAGCAAGGAAAGUCCUCCACCAGAACAAGGGGAGACAGGCCUUUCGCUCAAACCACUACGCAUGAAGGUCGAACACCCCUCAAUUGUCUUCCCUCAUACAGCACGAAUUCAUUUUGGUCGUGCUUAUGAAAUUGACCACGAUGUUCCUGUUCGACCUAUUGGUUUAGUUCACACUGGCUCUAUGGGGACUCUUCAAUCGCAAUUUCAAUCUAAUGUUUCCAGGGAGGGUGUACGGACUGGCGAGGAAGAGACGUAUGAAUCCAAAUUGGACAGAAUUCUUGAGAUCUCACAACAAAGAGAGGUUUCAGAGAAUGACGCAACAGUCCUCCCAGCAGAUAUGGAGACGGUCAAGAGCAUACGACAAAGGAUUAAAGAUAAUAUCGGCCCAGCUAUAUCGCCUACUGCUCAUCCACCUGUUGCAUAUGAACCGAGACUCGAGCAUAAUUGGAGGAAGAUCAGUCUGCUGGAAGGUCAUCCGACCGCACGAAAAACAUCAGACUGAGAAACACUUUUUCCACUCUACGAACUUCGCAGGCAUAUUUGAAAGUUUAGUAGCAGUUGGAAAUCUGCCCAACACAAAUAGAUCGACCA